AUGGAUCUGAUUGUAGCAGGCUUGAGAGGAAAGCGGGUUGACAGCGAAACAGAUGAGGCUUGUGAGGGUCGGGAGAACGCGGCGAGACUGAGUAUUUAUGCACAGAGCUUUGCUUGGCUGCCGGAAGAAGCUGGUCGGAGUUUAAGCUUACUGGAGAAAGAGGGUGGAGAGGAUGGGGAUGAGAUGGGAAGAAGGAAGGGUUUGCUAAAUUGGAUGAGUUUGAGGUCGCCAGCAACAACAACAAUCGAUUUGCCGAUGCAGAUUGGAGGAGAACGCCGGAUAUGA
Linum trigynum is the source of this 285-nucleotide messenger RNA. NCBI's taxonomy places the organism in Eukaryota, Viridiplantae, Streptophyta, Magnoliopsida, Malpighiales, Linaceae. The record is from the annotation of a GenBank genome assembly.